GUUCGAGCUCAGAGACUCAGGCGGGGAACAUGUGAGGGGUGGGGGGGCAUGGACGACUGGAAGCAGGAUUAUUGUUCAGCACAGCAGAAAGACGCAGGAGGGACGCUGGAAAGAAGGAGACACUGGGGGACCCUCUGACCAAUCCUUGGACAUUACUGAGUUUGUGCUCCGGAGAGAGGAAAAGCCAAAGAUGAACAGCAUGUUGUUUAACAAGCUGAGCAGUCAGGUCCUGUUUGAGGAGAAGGCCAAAGAGGUGGAAAUGAGCAGCAGAAACUACCUGGAAGUCAUUGAUGGAGAACAUCCAGACCUGCUGUCCAGCAGCCCGAGCUUCAGAGACAAGCAGGAGAUGAGACACAGACGCAGCGGCGGUCGUCCCAGCGGAGGCAAAGUGCGACACAAGCGCCAGGCCCUGCAGGACAUGGCGCGGCCCCUCAAACAGUGGCUCUACAAGCACAGAGACAACCCCUACCCAACCAAGACGGAGAAAAUCCUCCUGGCCCUCGGCUCCCAGAUGACUCUGGUCCAGGUGAGUCCGCCGCCUCCUGCUUUUCUUUUACGACGGAGGAAAAGAAAGCGACGUGUCGCUCCGCGGUCCUGCAGGUGUGAGCGGGAUCAGUCUGAGAGGUGGAGCCUGAACUUUGACUGAACACUUUGCAGCCGUGCGCCGCUGAGCAGGUUCAUUUCUGCACUUUGCUUUAACUACGGGGCGUAAAAACGACACGAAGCAUCGAGCCGCGGGACUAAAGUCUGCGUGUUUGUGCUUCAAGAUUCUCAUCCAGCUUCAGGCUCCUCUGUCUCUCUCAGGGCUUUGAUCAAACCCUUGAUUUGCUGCUCAUCUUACUGCCUGGAGGCAAAGUCAGGGUUUUUGCCUGCAUCUGUGUGACUGACUGCAAAAUACCUC
Austrofundulus limnaeus is the source of this 901-nucleotide messenger RNA. Its product is annotated as homeobox protein Mohawk. Gene Ontology annotation, molecular function: DNA-binding transcription factor activity, RNA polymerase II-specific; RNA polymerase II cis-regulatory region sequence-specific DNA binding. The transcript has 3 exons. The record is from RefSeq and is a predicted model, not a curated record. The coding region runs from base 191 to 646 and encodes 151 amino acids. Gene Ontology annotation, biological process: regulation of transcription by RNA polymerase II; cell development; muscle organ development. Gene Ontology annotation, cellular component: nucleus. Lineage: Eukaryota; Metazoa; Chordata; Actinopteri; Cyprinodontiformes; Rivulidae.